Molecule: messenger RNA, 4503 nt
Organism: Penicillium cinerascens
Lineage: Eukaryota; Fungi; Ascomycota; Eurotiomycetes; Eurotiales; Aspergillaceae
Product: DNA-binding E3 ubiquitin-protein ligase SNT2
Exons: 3
Coding region: 1-4503 (1500 amino acids)
Biological process (GO): histone catabolic process
Cellular component (GO): Lid2 complex
Molecular function (GO): ubiquitin-protein transferase activity; chromatin binding
Source: RefSeq, a predicted model, not a curated record
AUGACCGCGAGUAAUUCGCCGGAGCCUGUGGCCGAUCCGGCCGGCUCCUCCGCCGCCCCCUAUGGGACGCGCUCCAGAGGCCGCAAUGCCCCUCGGCCCAACUACGCUGAGGACCGUGACAUCGAUAUGGAGUUAGAUGCCGCUUCCGCAAAGGUUGCCAAGCGCAACAGCGGCGAAGCCCUCAAUUCCAUCGUCAACGGCACCAACCCUGACAGUGAGAAGUCAUCACCCACGCAAUCACGGAAGAGUCUGACCAACGGCGCCGGCGCAAACGCAGUGCCCAAAGAUUCAAUUCCUGGAACCUCGUCAUUUUCUGCCCGGCCAGAUGACGUGAAUGGAUCCGGCUCGCUCAGGAAACGGAAGGCUACGAUCAGCAAUCCGACUUCUGGUCCCGGCGCCGGCAGUGCUGCAAAGAAGAUCUUCACUUCCGCACCGGGGGAUUCCGAGGGGGGUUAUUUCACUAAUAUGGUCAGCUUCGAGGCCUCGGAGCCAUUUCUCAAAGAUGGUCAAAUUACAGCUGAUGAUGGCACCACGUUCGCUGUGAAUGAUCAUGUCUAUUUAAUUUGCGAGCCUCCUGGUGAGCCGUAUUACUUGGCUCGGAUUAUGGAGCUUUUGCCAUCCAAGACGAAAGAGUCUGGUGUCAUUGAAGCGUUGCGUGUCAAUUGGUACUACCGGCCACGCGACAUCCAGCGUCACAGUGCAGACACGCGUUAUCUCUAUGCAUCGAUGCAUUCCGAUACAUGCCCGCUGUCUUCGUUACGAGGAAAGUGCCAGAUUCGCCAUGUGACCGAGAUCGCCGAUUUGAAUGUCUAUAAGAAGACUCGCGACAGUUUCUGGUACGACAAGAUGUUUGAUCGCUAUAUUCAUCGCCUAUACGAUGUCAUUCCAACGAAGGAUGUUGUCAACGUCCCUCCGAACGUCAAGCGAGUUCUCGAUGAUCGCUGGAAGUUCAUCCUGGUUGAAAUCGGCAAAGGGAAAGAGUUGACGGGUGCCGUCAAGACCUGCAAGCGGUGUCACCUGUUCGCUGCUAAUGCGGAGUCUGUGGAUUGCGCCGUUUGCCGCUCUACCUAUCACAUGCACUGUGUCCGACCGGUUUUGACAAAGAAACCCGCCCGAGGAUUCGCCUGGGCCUGUGCCCCUUGUAGUCGUGCGCAGGAACGCAAACUCGAGGCUCGAAACACGCCUCUAAUCGGCGAGGCCCGAGGGGAUGGCGAGGAUGAGGUCAUGGAGGAGGAAGAGGAAGAUCAUCCUCUCAAUGGAGUUGCCAAUGGAACUUCCGCUAGCACCCCGGCAGGAGCGGAAGAAUCGAUGCCGCUCCCAGAAACGAUAGAGCAGAUGGCACAGGUGAAGAUGUGGCCUUACCGCUACCUGGGCAUGCACUGUAGAGUGGAGGAUGCUCUCGACUACGAUGACCGGAUUUACCCUCGCGCAAGUUCUCGACUCGGACCGCGGCAUCAAGCGAUCGUACCUCCUUGGCCAGGCCGGCCGGUGGAGUAUGUGAAGUCUCUCGAUGCCAAAAAGAAGAUUGCCAAGGCAGCAGGGGGCCCGAAGACGGUUGGAAAGCCCUCCGCAGCUGCGCUUGAAGCUGCAAAACUAGAAAAGGCCAACCGCCCUAAAUGGGUCCAGGAUGAGCCUCCGGGCUACAUUCAGCGCGGCGAGGAUGAGCCGGUCACGAUGAAUAAUGGAAAGCAAGCACGCACCGCCGAGCUGUUGUUCAAGAUGCCAACAUCAGAUCAGAUUCCCUCAAGGGGUGAAGAUGAUACACCAGGAUCUCACUUGAGCGAUGCGGACCGGUUCAAGUUCAUCGACGACUACAUGCGCCAGGCGAAGGGACUCGCGCCCGACCUUGGAGUGGAGAAGUAUUGUACAAAUUUCCUGGACAAGGCCCUCCAACUCCUGUAUUCUGAGAGCUUCAAUGUUCAGGCAGCUCUCGCCAAAUUGAAGAAGGUCAACAAGUACAAGGACCUCAAGGAGCCCCAUCUUCGGCCGGAGGAAGUCAAGCUAUUCGAACAGGGAGUCGCCAAACAUGGUUCAGAGUGGCGCCUCAUCAUGAAGCAUGUCAAAACCGUCCCGAUUUAUCAGAUUGUACGGUUUUACUAUAUGUGGAAGAAAACCCCUCGUGGUCGACAGGUCUGGGGCAGCUACGAAGGGAGGCGAGGCAAGAAGGAGAUUCGACGACAGAGCAUCACUUCUUCGAAGUUGCUUGACGACGUCGCUGACGAUCACGAUGAUUCUGCCUUCGACAAUGAGAAGGCAGCGAUUCAAAAGCGUGGCUUCCAGUGUAAGUUCUGCGAAACCCGUCACUCGCGACAAUGGCGACGGGCUCCCCUUGUUCCGCCGGGCACCACGAUUCCUUCCGAUCCCUCCGCGAAGAAGGAUAAGAGCUCUUUGCUCACUGUCGCUCUUUGUCUCCGCUGUGCCUUGCUGUGGCGUAAGUAUGCUAUCCUGUACGAGGACGUGGAUGAAGUUGGCAAGCGAAUUGCGACCACCGGCAACAAAUCUUGGAGGCGGCGCAUCGACGAGGAAAUGCUGGCACAGCUGAUCCUGGCCACCGAGACGCCCUUUACGAUCAAUAGUACCACGGCUGCGACUGCGAUCGCCAUGGGAAUCUCGGUCGACAGCAACCCUCAACUCCAGCACGAAAGCAAGUUGGACAAGGACAGGAAAAAGAUUCGCUCCGACAACCCUAGCACUGCAACCUCCACUGCAACAUCGGUUGAGCCUGUGUUGAAGAAGAAGGUGGGUGUUGAGAAGGGUGAUGCGCCUCCGAUUGUCCCUGAUCCGCCCAAGGCGAAGACUCUUCCGUGUGCAAUUUGCAGGAAGGUUGACCCUACCGGUGAAGAACAUCUAUCCUGCAGAGAUUGUCGCCUGACUGUUCACCGCAAUUGCUAUGGGGUGCAGGGAUCGCGGCCCAACAGCAAGUGGCUGUGCGAUAUGUGCUCGAAUGAUCGCAGCCCUUCGAUCUCUACGACCUACGAAUGUGUUUUAUGCCCUGUGACGUGGACUGAGCAUGACCUCAUGGAGACGACCAAGAAUAACAGCCGCAAGAAGUCAGAGCGAGACAAGGAGAAGGAAAGGUUGGAGAAGGAGAUGGUCUCCGAAGCCAUCAAGCUCUACCGCCAACGCCAGGAAGCUGUCGGCAAGCCCGUUGGUCCCCGGGAGCCCCUGAAGCGCACCGCUGGCAACAACUGGGCACACGUGAUGUGCUCAUUAUGGACGCCCGAGAUCAAGUACGGGGAUGCCGAGGAGCUGGAGCCUGCCGAGGGAUUUGGAUCCAUCCCCAAGGAACGGUGGCGUGAAGUGUGCAAGAUCUGUAAAUCUAACAAGGGCGCAUGUGUCUCCUGCCAUUCACCUGGAUGCAAUGCCCACUUCCACAUCGGCUGUGCGUUCCAAGCAAAUUACCGGUUUGGUAUCGAUGUCACACCGGUGAAGAGUUCUCGGAGAGACAGCGUACAGACCAUUCGCCUUGGUGAUGAGGUUGGCACCGCUACGCCUGUGAUCUAUUGCCCCAGCCACUCUGUGUCGAAUCUUCAUGACGUUGGCGAAAAGAUUGGCCAGAAUGGUCUCAAUGCCCUGCAGCUGUUCGCUCAAACUUACAAACAGGCCGACCUUACCCUUACCGGGACCUCGCGAAAGGCAGCCUACGUGCAACAGUCCGUCGUCGCUCCGCAGCUCCAUGGAAUCAUCACAGGACCCCGACGCCCUUCAACAAGCAAUGGCCUGGUUGUCAAAGAUACCCACAAGCCUCUACCAAUCCCUACCGAGGAUGCACCGGAUGAAAUGGACAUUGAUACAGAGGAGCGUCCAGUAGCAACGCGACCUAUUUCUGCUGUGACGCCCCGGAAAUGCGUGCGGUUUGGUGUGCCCAUCGGGCGGCCAAUGCCGCCUGCUCAUUCUCAUUCGCACGGUGCUCUUCCUCCGGGAUACCCUGGGGGCUAUGAGCAGCGGCCUCCAACUGAUGCCAGCCUGCGCAAUGGCAUGUCACCGCCUGUCUACGCCGCGGCGCCUCCGCCUCCGCCUGCUCAUCGCCUAGGCAACUAUCCGCCAACCCAUCCGGGGAUGUCGCCGUCUCCCUAUCCGAGUGCAGGCCCUCCGCCGCCAUCACAAGGAUAUCCGACCCAUCAAAGCCCCUAUGGCCCCGUGACUGCGCGGUCACCGCAUCUUUCUCAACCUCCGCCCCGACCGUAUCCAGCUUCCGCGUCUCCGCCGAUUGUGUCCGCGACAGUCAACCGAUCCCCUCAAACCUCUCUCAGUGCGCUGAACGGCGGCCCUCCCCCGCGGAUGUACUCGGUUGAUCGUGGAUUGGGAGCGCCUUCACACUCGCCACCGGUGACGCAGGCGCGCCUAGACCCGCGUGGACCUACCCCUCCAACUCGGCCGGAGGACACACCACCUUCUCUCAUGGGAGGGACCUCCAGCGCCAAUCGACACUCAGGCGUCAACGGCACCGGCGCCAAUUCCGGGGCGAGCGCGAGCCCAUCUCUCAAGAACCUUCUUUCUUAA